Dermacentor albipictus is the source of this 2357-nucleotide messenger RNA. RefSeq lists its product as uncharacterized. NCBI's taxonomy places the organism in Eukaryota, Metazoa, Arthropoda, Arachnida, Ixodida, Ixodidae. The record is from RefSeq and is a predicted model, not a curated record. Gene Ontology annotation, biological process: SCF-dependent proteasomal ubiquitin-dependent protein catabolic process. Gene Ontology annotation, cellular component: SCF ubiquitin ligase complex.
AGAGAGGAAUCAAAGACGACGACGAAGACGCCCCAAACACGGCGUGCACGGCCAGCCGAAGAGAAAAAAAAAAACAAAUGUCCGGCCGCGCGCCAAGGCUGGCGAGAAUGUACUCGACUGUCCUGCACAAUGCCGUCGACGACAAGCCUUCCUCCCCGGUAGUGGUCCCUUCCUCCGUCGCCGCCUCGUCGGUCGCGUUGAUGUCGCGCCGGUGCAGGCCGUCCUCGCUCGAGGCCCUGGCCACGGACGUUAUCGUGGCUCGGGUGCUGCCGGCGCUAGAGCGCGUCGUGCUGGCUCAAGCCGACGGGAGCUGUGUGGACGACGCGCUGCCCGAGGGCCGCAACCCGUUCGCGACCUGCAAGCCGGCCAUCAUCGAGUCGCUGAUCGAGAAGUUGCAGAAGAAGCGCGGCCACCUCAACCUGACCAGCCUGCAGUUCGAGAUACUGCUGUGCCGCGCGGGAGUCAAGAAGCUCGACCUCUUCCUCACCUCCGAGUUCCUGGCGCGAAAGGACGCACUGAGGUUCCCCCGCAUGUUCCGGCGCAUCAGCACGUUCGGCGCCGAGCUGACGGACCUGUCGCUCGAGUUCUACCUGACCUGCAACAACGACGAGCUGUGCGCCAUGCUGGCGACGCUGCCCAACCUGCGGCACUUCUUGGUCGCCUUCGAGAACCUCUCGGACCGCGUGCUCGAGACGCUGGGGGACAAGUGCCCGCAGCUGCAGAAGCUCACGCUCUGCGAGACACCCCAGGUAACCGACGCCGGUCUUCGGUCCCUGGUCGACGAAACCGGAACCAGAGGCUGCCGGCACCUGGUGUACAUCUCGAUAGAGGGCGCACCAGUCGGCGUCACUGUCAGAAGCGUCGUGUACCUCCUCGAGAAGCUGCCCCACCUGGAGGCCAUCCACCUGCCCUCGCUGGACAAGGCGCUCGUGGUGCUCAACGAAAUCAAGCCUCCGGACUUCAAGCUGGCCUUGCGCGAGUACAAGGACGUGAACGUGUUCAGCGUGCAGACCUCGGUGCGGCCCACCAUGCGCGAGUUCCUCGCCAAGAGCAUCGAGCUCUGCCCCCGACUGCAGGCCAUCGACAUCGAGGUCAAGACCUCGGACGACAUCUCGCCGCUCAGGCUGCUGGUCGGCCUGACUGAGCUGUCCAUCCGGACGGCGGAGUCCACCUCCGAGUGGUUCUUCUACACGCAGCUGGAACCGGUCCUCCAGGAAGCCGGACUCAGACUGACCUCGUUGAAGCUGGUCAUGCCUGACGUCGACUUGGCCGCAGUGGACGCGGCCUGUCCGAGCAUCAAGACGCUGCAGCUGAUCGCCAUCAACAUGUGCUGGAAGCGCAACGGCGUCAAGGUCAGGGACCAGCCGUUCGGCGAGCUCGAGGCACUGUUCCUCGACCCCGAGAGCCCGCACUCCAUGAAGCCGCGAGACCUGGGCCUGCUCUUCAACGGGUCGUACGCCCUCAAGGAGCUCGUGCUCGGCUGCUGCGACAGCUUCGACGACGUGUUCGUCAUGGAGGCACUGCAGAGGGGGCUCUUCAGGCACCUGACGCGUCUCGAGCUGCACAACCAGCGCAAGGUGGGCAUCCUGGGCAUCCAGCAGCUGGUGCUGCUCGACGAAGUCCUCGAGUCACUCACGCUCAAGGACUGCACGGCGCUGAGCGCGGACGACCUCGCCUUCCUCACCGGAUCGGCGUGCGCGCUCAACUUCCAGCUCAAGGUGCAGACGUGAUGUGUCCGAACGCGGUGUUCAAAGAGUGAGCAAGCAGUGCAGGUUACGUGCGACCGCUAGGCCUCGGUUAAGCCGCGGCUGACUGGUGAACGCUUCCGUUUUCGCUGCACUAGCUUGUGGGUGGUUGCCGUGCUCGAGGAACGAAUGUGACCGACAGUGAACGUACUUUUUUUUUCUCGCGCGUACUGGAACAACGAACAAAACGCGACUUGGAAUGUGGGCGGGUCUGACCAGUGUUUUGGCACGAAGAGUGUCACUCAGUGUCUGCAGGUAGCCGGCCGGCUUCUCGUUUCGUUUACACGAGACAACACUUCAAAUCUCUUGAACAUAAAAUGCUGCAGGAGGUCUUGAAUUGCCACAGCUUAGGUCCCGAGGAACAACGGAGGCCCAAGACUUUUGGACGAAAGGGCAAGGUAAUUGGGCUGUGGUCAGAAGCGACUCACAAAGUAACGUGAUCGCAGGCUGAACUAUUAGUUUCCGGGCCUUGCGCAUAUCCAAGGCUGUGUGUUGAGAUGGAGUGCAGCUGCUACCACGCAUGGCUAUCGUAGCACCUAUAUGCACACGUUGAGCAUGUUUUUUUUUUCAUUGCUUCUUUGCCUAAAUGUGAAUAAAGGUGUUUACAGUCAA